Molecule: messenger RNA, 756 nt
Organism: Wyeomyia smithii (pitcher-plant mosquito)
Lineage: Eukaryota; Metazoa; Arthropoda; Insecta; Diptera; Culicidae
Product: histone H4
Exons: 1
Coding region: 29-340 (103 amino acids)
Biological process (GO): nucleosome assembly
Cellular component (GO): nucleosome
Molecular function (GO): DNA binding; protein heterodimerization activity; structural constituent of chromatin
Source: RefSeq, a predicted model, not a curated record
UCGUUCAAACAGUUAACAUCUACUGAAAAUGACUGGUCGUGGUAAAGGAGGAAAAGGACUCGGCAAAGGAGGCGCUAAGCGUCAUCGCAAGGUUCUUCGUGAUAACAUCCAGGGAAUUACCAAGCCUGCUAUUCGUCGUCUGGCGCGUCGUGGAGGUGUCAAGCGUAUUUCUGGUUUGAUUUACGAAGAAACUCGAGGUGUGCUGAAAGUUUUCCUGGAAAACGUGAUUCGAGAUGCUGUUACCUAUACUGAACAUGCCAAGCGAAAAACCGUCACCGCCAUGGAUGUCGUGUAUGCACUGAAACGCCAGGGACGCACUCUAUACGGAUUUGGAGGUUAAAAAGCAAAUCGAAGUACAAACAAAACAAAAAGGCCUUUUUCAAGGCCACCAAUAUAAUAAAUGAAGGUUUAAUCGAAUUGAAAUUUACAUUUUCCAGAUGUUGAAUGAUUAACUUAAAAUCAAUCAUAAAAUGUUCAAUGCAAUACACCAACCGUUUUUUUUCUUGUAUUUUCAAAGCGGAAAAGUACAGUUGCAUAGUUCUAAAAGGGAAUAGCGUUUUACUUAACCAAUUAUACUAUACGGAGUUCUACGAUAAUUAUUAACCAUAGUUUGAUUUUCUGCAACGUUGAAUUCGAAGUUUUGCUAAUUCUCAUUCUCAGAACACCGAAUCGACCUUCCAUUGCCUCAUGUCGAAAACGUAUUAAAUAAUUUAAGGGUGACUCAUCCAUAGAUGCAACAUGUGAGAGAUUCCACAC